This is a messenger RNA of Ceratosolen solmsi marchali, 1012 nucleotides long. RefSeq names its product proteasome alpha5 subunit (gene Prosalpha5). Gene Ontology annotation, cellular component: proteasome core complex; proteasome core complex, alpha-subunit complex. The transcript is spliced from 4 exons. NCBI's taxonomy places the organism in Eukaryota, Metazoa, Arthropoda, Insecta, Hymenoptera, Agaonidae. The record is from RefSeq and is a predicted model, not a curated record. The coding region runs from base 125 to 931 and encodes 268 amino acids. Gene Ontology annotation, biological process: proteasome-mediated ubiquitin-dependent protein catabolic process.
CACGCGGCGCUGCAUUCGGUGUCGUGACUCUGCGUUUGUGCAAGGCGGUAGUGGUUUGUUUUUCCACGGAGCAUCUGCUUUAUGAAAGAAUUUAUCAUAGAAAAGGAUAUUUUUCAUCGCAAAGAUGUUUUUAACGCGCUCAGAGUACGACCGUGGUGUCAACACGUUUUCACCGGAAGGCAGACUCUUUCAAGUCGAAUAUGCAAUGGAGGCUAUUAAGCUUGGUUGGACUGCAAUUGGUAUUUGUACAUCCGAAGGAGUAGUUCUAGCUGUAGAAAAACGUACAACGUCGUUUUUGAUGGAACCAACAAUGGUGGAAAAAAUAGUCGAAGUAGACAAGCAUAUUGGUUGUGUAUCAUCCGGUCUUAUGGCAGAUUCAAGAACAAUGAUCGAUAGAGCAAGAGUAGAAUGUCAGAACCACUGGUUUACUUAUAAUGAAAAAAUGUCGGUUGAAUCUACGAUUCAAGCAGUAUCGAAUUUAGCUAUUCAAUUUGGUGAUAGCGAUAAUGAUGGAAGUGCCAUGUCUAGGCCAUUUGGUGUAGCGCUUUUAUUUGCUGGCAUUGAUGAAAAAGGACCUCAAUUAUUUCAUAUGGAUCCUUCCGGUACUUUUGUUCAAUUUGAUGCUAAAGCUAUUGGAUCUGGAAGUGAAGGAGCACAGCAAUCGCUUCAAGAGGUUUAUCAUAAGUCAAUGACACUGAAGGAAGCAACAAAGGCAGCUCUAAAAAUAUUAAAGCAAGUGAUGGAAGAGAAACUUAACGAUACAAAUAUUGAAGUAAUGUCUAUGACUCCAGAAACGAAGUUUCACAUUUUCACAAAGGAAGAAUUACAAGAGGUAAUUGGAAACCUGCCUGAAUCCAGAGAUGUAUCCUUGAAGUCUCGAUCCAAUAUUUCACGCCCAUCCAUUAGAACAUCAGUAUCUGUCAAAAGCUGAAGAUAAUCCUUAAAUCCUUGAACAACUUCCAAAAAUAAGUUUUCAUUUAUUCAUCAUUUUUUUAUUUUAAUUUUUCACAAC